Molecule: messenger RNA, 4351 nt
Organism: Xenopus laevis (African clawed frog)
Lineage: Eukaryota; Metazoa; Chordata; Amphibia; Anura; Pipidae
Gene: ralgps1.S
Product: ras-specific guanine nucleotide-releasing factor RalGPS1
Exons: 22
Coding region: 998-2866 (622 amino acids)
Biological process (GO): small GTPase-mediated signal transduction; Ras protein signal transduction
Cellular component (GO): cytoplasm; plasma membrane
Molecular function (GO): guanyl-nucleotide exchange factor activity
Source: RefSeq, a predicted model, not a curated record
UUUCCCUCUUGCACGUACCAUGCCAUGAUGAUGCGGAAAGCAUCUCCUGAUACCUUUCUGAACAGUUAUAUUGUGAUAGGAGCAGUCGAACAUCAGGAGACGCUUCCUUCAUCAGUAAUGUAACCUUGUGACUUUUGGCUGGAUAAAACCACAGAGGUUGCUCCCAUUGCAGAAUUAUGAUUUUACCAUUGUUAAACUGCUAUUAUCAUGAGCACUAAAAAUUAUGUAAGUUGCAAUAGAGCCUGUAGGCCAAGUCAUCUGAUGUCACAUAUAAAUCUCCCCCUCUGAAUCUUAUUUAUUCUCCAUCUCUGAGCAAGAACGAGGUCAUGUACAGUAGGACAUGUCCCUUGAUGGAAGCAUUAAGCACAACUGACAGCAAGCUCUUAAUUAUAGAGCAGAAAUCCCAUUUGGCUGGAGACAAGCUUUUUAUUUAUGAAACGGUGAUGAGGUAUUUAAGGAAGAGGAGCCGCUGCCAGUUCUUUGUGACUGUAUCGGAGUAGCCUGCUUGCUAUUGUCUGCCAGCUUCUAAUAGGCCGACCUGUAAUACUUCCUUCAACUUGUCCUUUUUCAUUGAGGUGCAGAAGGGAGAGAAGACAGGGAAAGAUCGGAUUGGGCUUGUUUGCCUGCCAGGAAAAACAGCCCCGCAAUUCAUGGGAACAUUUCAAUCCUAACACUUGGCUCCGAUUCCAUUCCCAUUCAUGCUGUGCUGCUUCCAGAGUAUGAGAGGCGCUGGUUCAGAGCCCAGUUUCAUCUUGGACCUGCUAUUGUGACAUUUCUGAAUUGAUAAUGGGUUGUCUCGCUCCGUGGCCAUGGCAGCUCCGUCCCCAACAUUCCGGAAUGCCAGUUACUGUGUCAGCCAUGUGGUCUAUUCUGCUGGGUCCUCCCAUGUCCAUAAGGGCGAAUCAAUGAGGCAAUGUGAGCGGCACCCGGCUGGACCUCCUGAGCUUAUGAAUAAAAGACUUUGUGUUUCUUCACAAGAAUCCAGAAUGGGUAAUAUAUGUCUUCAAAGGCGCAUCAGCAGCUGAGGCUGAGCAAAUCUCCCAGGAUCCCGUGGGGGAGCAUGUAUAAGAGGAAUGGCCUAAUGGCCAGUGUGACAGUCAGGGGUGCUACGCCAGAGGGCAGCAGUAGUUCAGACUCUAUGGAUGGACCGAGUUCGGACUAUGCCAGUAAAAGUUAUGAUGCCGUGGUGUUUGACGUGUUGAAAGUGACUCCUGAGGAGUUUGCUAGUCAGAUUACACUGAUGGAUGUGCCAGUGUUCAAAGAGAUCCUUCCAGAGGAACUCUCCAGUUGUGGUUGGAACAAAAAAGAAAAGCGUAUCCUCGCCCCAAAUGUUGUUGCCUUUACAAGACGAUUCAACCAGGUCAGCUUCUGGGUCGUUCGAGAGAUUUUAACAGCACAGACGUUGAAAAUUAGAGCAGAAAUACUGAGCCAUUUUGUCAAGAUUGCGAAGAAACUUCUGGAACUGAACAACCUCCAUUCUCUGAUGGCCGUGGUGUCAGCGUUACAAAGUGCCCCAAUAUUUCGGCUGAACAAGACCUGGGCUCUUCUGAACCGAAAGGACAAGACGACCUUUGAGAAGUUGGAUUAUCUGCUGUCCAAAGAGGAUAACUGCAAGCGCAUGCGGGAGCACAUACGAAGCUUAAAGAUGGUCCCUUGUAUCCCCUACUUAGGAAUCUACCUUUUGGAUAUAAUCUACAUCGACUCCGCCUACCCGGCAUCCGGCAGCAUUAUGGAGAACGAGCAGCGGACCAAUCAGAUGAACAAUAUCCUGCGAAUCAUCGCAGAUUUACAAGUCUCCUGCAUAUACGAUCACCUUGUGACGCUGCCUCAUGUACAGAAGUAUCUCAAGUCCGUCCGGUAUAUUGAAGAGCUCCAAAAAUUUGUUGAAGACGAUAAUUAUAAACUGUCGCUAAGAAUCGAGCCGGGAAACAGUUCUCCUCGCUUGGUGUCCUCCAAAGAAGACCUAGCAGGUCCCUCUGAGAUGGCGGCCACAAUGCGAUUCAACAGGAGACCAACUUGCCCUGAUGCGUCAGUGGCCACCAACCUCCCAACUCCGCCUGUAUCCCGCCAUAGAAAGAGCCACAGCCUGGGAAACAAUGUCAUGUGUCAGUUCAGUGUGGUUGAGAGUAAAAGUGCCACAUUUCCAUCAGAGAAACAGCGCCACCUGCUGGACGAUAGUGUCCUAGAGUCACAGAGCCCUGUCAGGAAUCAAUCUCAGACCCCGAUGUUUACCAAUGGUAUUUCCUUAGGGAGCAGUGAAAGCUCGGAAUUCAGUGAAGAUGUAUCAGCUGGGCUUGACAGGGGUCGAUUGUAUGCCACCUUGGGACCCAACUGGCGGGUUCCUGUUCGGAAUUCUCCCAGAAGUCGCAGCUGUGUUUACAGCUCUACGAGAUCGGAGCGGGCCAGCGCUUGGAUACACACGGGAAUGGCGACCGUACGUCCCACAGGUGCAUACAGCUCCUUCGUGGGAAGCUCACCUGGAGCCAUUGCCAUGGAGGGAUCACUCCGUAGGAAAACUCUGCUGAAAGAAGGGAAAAAGCCAACGCUUGCUUCCUGGACAAGGUACUGGGUGACCCUUUCUGGUUCAAUGCUCCUCUACUUUGGGCCAAAGUCUUUAAGAGGCAAUGAACGGAAACAUUACAAAUCGACACCUAGUAAAAAGGUGUCUAUACUCGGCUGGAUGGUGGUACUGCCGGAUGAUCCAGAACAUCCUAACAUUUUCCAACUCAAUAACCCAGAUAAAGGCAAUGUUUACAAGUUCCAGACCAGCUCCAGGUUCCAUGCGAUACUGUGGCAUAAACAUCUGGAUGACGCCUGUAAAAGUACCCGGCCUCCAGUGCCAGCUAACCUCAUGUCUUUCGAGUGAGUGGUUUGGUCCAUUUUGGAAUUGAAGUGCCAAAUUACCCAGCCAAAGUGGAUUUAUAUUGAAGGCAACAUCGCCUGAAACAUUUUGCCCCUAUGGAGUAGACAAGCCCUUCUUUGCGUCACUAUAAACUUGACAUCCAAGAUGGAGGCGAUGGAGAGCGGGACAACAAGUGAUGGUAAAGCAGCCCCUAUUGGAUGAAAGGACAUGAUAUCAUUUUACAAACUGUUCUUCUGAACUGUGAAGCUGCUUGAUGUACUGGAACAACCUUUUGGCCCAUGUUGGGUUUAAACCUCCUUUUGAUGGACAUGAUAUUAACAGUGUUACGGAUAAUGAAGUGUCAAAACCGCAUUUUUUUUCUAAGUCGACUUGCACUGAUUCGCUCUGCAUUGUGGUGGCCUCCGCCUUUUGUAGGAAAGAAGAAGAUGAGGAGAACCCACUUUGGCUACACCCCCCUCAAUGUUUUGUGAUCAGUACCAAAUCCAUGGAUUGCGGCACAAACUGCCGACUGUAAAUACAGUAAAUAGGCCUUUAACUUAAUUUUUUUAAUUCAAAAGACACAAAUUAUUAUUGUAUCAUUUUCUUUGUGUAAUGAACUUGCCUGCGAUGUAACAUAACGAGAUGUUAUUUUUAUUUACUACAUUAGUAUGAGAACAUAGGGGCCUGUUGGACCCAUUGAAGAUAACUCUAGUUUAUCUGGCAUAAUUUUUUUAUUGUGUGUGAGUGUAUUAUUUAUACUGGAGAAUGUGGCUUUGAAACAGGCGUGGGGUGCGUAUACAUGAAGGGGCAUCCGGGGGGGUACAAACGUUUACAAUCGUCCCACCUGGAAACCUCACACCAGCAAGGAGAAUAAUCCAUGUUACAGACGGCAGUUCUACAUGUCAGAGUUACGCAUGGUAAAAGCCUAAACUUACCCCAAAACUGAGCUUCUACCCCCAAAUAGAUUUACACUGUAUUUAUAAUGACUGUUUAUGACUUAGAUUGUAAGCUCCACUGGGGCAGGGACUGAGGGAAGCGCUCUAUAAUCUUGUUCAAGUGGUGAAGAAUAUGUCGGGAAUUGUGGGUAGGCAGAAGAGGCAGGGGCCUAGGUCAUAAAGGAUGGGGAACCCUGGGAUCCCAGGCACCUACAGCUCAAAGGGGCGUUAGAUGAGCAGCAAGUGGUGCCAGAGGGAGAGGAAAAAGUUCCCCCGGAGUGGAAAGGAGUUGGGGGAGUGGAGAGGAGCUGCAGGGACUUGUUGAGUUGAGCAAGACCAGGAGCAUCUGAGCCAUAGGGCUUUCUUUAUAGCACCCAACCAGGUGAGUUGCCGGGCGGAUCUUCAUAACGACGACACGGACGCCCCAGUGACUGGUUUUACUGUACUGAGUUUACCAAGCCGGUUUGUGGUUAAGGCGCUAAAGCAAAUAUUUUCGCUGCACAUCUCUGUCUUGUUUAACAUUCCUUGGUGAUUUUGGAAUUUGUACACCAAUAAAUGUGAAUUGUAAACUUUG